UCAAACACAAUCAACAACUUCAUGUGCCAAAUAUCAAGUCUCCAGGCAGAGCUCAAGGCAUUGUCUAAGGCCCAGUCAGACACCAGUCAUAUUGUCCUGCAGAGGGAGGAUGAACUCUCAAAGAGCAGGAGGGAAUAUAGUGAUCUUAAACAAAAAUAUCAGGAAUCCUGUCAUCGAGAGAAAGAUUUAGAAAAGCGAUGGCGGGAGACUGAAGACAAAUUGUUAGAAGCCAGUAAUGAAUCUGUACAGAUAUCAUCAAAUCUACAAGAGGCUCAUGACUGGUUCAAGGUGAAGUUUGAAAGUCUUCAGGCUGACUUGAAGUCAUCUAAAGACAGCCAAUCAGAGUUAGAACGCGUCAAUGCAGAAAAAGACCACAUGUUACAGGAAGAGAAAUUUAAGGCAGAACAGAUGGCUAAGAGAGCUCAAGAAAUGAUAAGAAAAAGUCGAGAGACAAUUAGCAAACUGGCUGACUUUGCCGAGUCCUCACAGGAAGAAAUGAAUGUUACAAAACAAAACUUUAAGAAACAAUUACAAGCUGAGAGAGACCACUCGUGUUUUACAGAGAAAAAGUAUGCUCAAUUAAUGGAAUCUAGUGCAAGACAAAUGCAGGCAUUGACUCAGGAGCUAGACUUCAUUAGAAAACAUUCCCGAUUUAAUGAUGAAUGAUUCCAAGAUGUAAUGAUAAAAUGAGUCCAACAUUUCAACAGUUGUGCAAAAAAACAUUGACUUGUUUGAAGGGAUAAUGACAAUUUUGUUUAAAAUAAUGUUAAUUUCCAUAUCCGGGAAGUAAACCUAUUAUCAUGAUUUUUUGCAUUAAUAUCUGUUAGAUAUAUAUCUGGCAGUCCACUCACAAAGCAAAACAGAAAAAA
Molecule: messenger RNA, 869 nt
Organism: Owenia fusiformis
Lineage: Eukaryota; Metazoa; Annelida; Polychaeta; Sabellida; Oweniidae
Source: the annotation of a GenBank genome assembly